Molecule: messenger RNA, 1600 nt
Organism: Fopius arisanus
Lineage: Eukaryota; Metazoa; Arthropoda; Insecta; Hymenoptera; Braconidae
Gene: mRpL38
Product: 39S ribosomal protein L38, mitochondrial-like
Exons: 3
Source: RefSeq, a predicted model, not a curated record
CAACCGUGUUUGGAAUUGGAACAACGAAAUUGGAAGACACUGGAUUUCUACAGGAAGCACCAGGAUGUAAUCACCCCUGCCGGAUUGACCUUUUAUCAGGCCGAUUGGGAUGACAGUGUCCAAGAAUUUUAUCACAAAAGUUUGCAAAUGAAGGCUCCAAUCUUCGAAUACGACUUUCCCCCGCCUUACAUUCGCCCUCAGGAAUGGUUCCCGAAAGGCAGACCCUUUAAUUUGUACUUGGAUAAGUACAGAGACCCGAAGGAUAUCAACAAGGACUUCCUCCUGAGGAAAUUAAAAGAGAUAAACCCCUUCAGAGAAACAAAACCUAAAUACAAAUAUCCAAAUGCUCAAGAAUUCACGAAUACGCCGUCGUGGCUGGUACUUGAGAAAAGAAAGGAACGCUUGGGCCGGGGACGUGUGAACGAAAUUAACUAAUUUAUUAGGAAAAAUGGAGGUGAUAAGGUAUCUUCUGGGGAUCAGAGUAUGGAUAAAGGACGAUUGGUGAAAAGAGGCUGAGGGAAAUGGUGCACCAGUACGUACGUCGUACAGAGAGUUGGAUUAUCUGGAGGUGUACGAGAGGCUUUCUUCCUGGAAUGAAUAGUUCCACUGUUAUCGACUUCCCCAGGACGAACAAAAGAAAGAGGAAAUAGUCAGCCCUUGAUCCAGCGAUUUGUCUAUUCCCUACUAAAGUCUCAUUGCGGAGGGUGUCUUAUGCCUUCCAGACCGGUCUAUUCUUUCCACUUUAUAUCACCCCGAAAAAACUAAAGUAGAACGAAAAAUAAAUUUCAUUCCAAAUGAAAAUCAAAUGAGAAUAUCUCACAUUUACCGCAGUGCAUUAAAUUUAAGGAUUCAGUCAUUAUUUAUCCAUAAAAAAUACCUUAAAGUGGUUUAAUUGAAAAAAAUAUAGAGAUUGUUAAUGUUUUGGUAUAUAUUUGUUAUAAAUUUGAAGAAUAUGUACAAUUGCCCGAUGUUAUGGAUUUUUCGGACGAUGUUUUGAUUUGGAUGUAAUUAAAUGUAAUUGGCGUAGUUCGAUUUAAAGGGAGAGGAUUUAGAAUGCGAAAGUGUGAAGUGUAAAGGGAUGGACAACAAUUGAGUCCUCGUAGUUUUUCCAGGAAUACUUGAAGAGAAAAUGUUUCUUUGGUCUUGAAGAGUCCAAUAAUAAGUACAUACCUCAUUUUUGUUUGGUUUGUAAAGUAAUUCCCAGUGGUAUUUACGAGGAUCUCUGUGCAUUUGAUGGACCCAGGGUUGAGGGGUUUUGAAAUGCCACGAGGGGUGGGAACCUCAAGUUGAAAUGAGAAUAAAAUGUGGGUGGGUGGGUGACAAGGGGGAAAAAGGGGGGCGGGAGAUGGCAAGGAGCUUUAAUUAAUCUCUGUGCAAAUACAAGGCCACGGAGUUAGUGAGGAUAGACGAUGAGGAUCACUCGAGGGUAAGAUAAAGAAGAUGCUGAAAGAAAAAUAGAAAGGUGAAAGGCUGGACGAGUGGAGCCCUCGAGUUGCGCACUUUUUUUUUUAUUUUCUUCUUUUGUGGAAAACAUGGUUUCUCUUUACUAAUAAUUCUGCCGGAACGGCGCAGUCGAUUUGACUCGAUAAAAAUCGAAUGA